Molecule: messenger RNA, 4870 nt
Organism: Aedes albopictus (Asian tiger mosquito)
Lineage: Eukaryota; Metazoa; Arthropoda; Insecta; Diptera; Culicidae
Product: protein wingless-like
Exons: 2
Coding region: 1832-2299 (155 amino acids)
Biological process (GO): neuron differentiation; canonical Wnt signaling pathway; cell fate commitment
Cellular component (GO): extracellular region
Molecular function (GO): frizzled binding; cytokine activity
Source: RefSeq, a predicted model, not a curated record
AACGAGCAUGUAGUGUAGUGCAAACUCAAGAUCAUUUCUGUUGCGCUGCAUAGAUGCGAUACGGAUAAACAACCCACAUAAGCCAACUAAGCGUAGAUUAGUGGCAGAAGAGGUGUCAUCUCGUCUCAUAAUCAUAAAAUGUGUUGAGCCAAAACAGUUUUCAGUGCAGCAUAUGCUUCGACCCGGAUAACAACGCACCCAGCCAAGUGUAAGGUUUGCUGCAGUGCUUUUCGUUACGGUAAAGUUUUAUUACAAUCGCAUCAUUUAACGACAGGUAUUGACAGUUUAGAGGGUAAUUAAAUAAAUUGUAACCACGCAAUGGUUUAGUGCCGAAACAUGCCUCAUAGUGAACGCGAGUGAAAACACUGUUUAGAGAUCAACGUUGCAGCAGCAUAAAAUCACUCGAUCACUCACUUGAUCGCCGCACACCUCGUGAGUGCUCUUUUCGAUUCUCUCCGUCUGCGUGCAGUUGUCUGCGCUGUUAGAUCUGUUUGUUUAUCUUCGUAUUUUUCAUUAAUAAAAUUGCCUCUCGUUGCCCGCCGUCGUCACAAUCGUUUGCGCUAAGCGAACCGUUCCGUUCGUUGCAGCCGGGAGAGCCCGAGAGCAGGAAAGGACGUGAUCGUGUUGUGCGCUCAGAAGCUGAGCCUGAUCGUGUGCGGGCGCUUAGGCGCAAAAAGAAAAGUGAAAAGUUUCUUUUCUUUUCACACCGGCUAAUUUGAGACUCUUUUAUUGCCACGGGGAAAAGCCCGCUCCGAAACCGGACCCGAAGAGAAAGAGCGAAUGCCACAGCGCGCGCGAUCGAUCGGCAACGAAAGGGAGAAAAAAAGAAACUAAAAAAGGAGGUGGUGACGAGUCCGAAAAGCAUACACACAGAUCGGGUAGGUCGACGGACAGUGGCGAAGAAGAAGCAGAAGAAGUGAAGAGAACAAAAACAAAAGCGGCAAGCAAAAAAGCGUGCCGAUGUGCGGGGCUUAGAAGAAAGAGUGAGAGAGCAACUGGGACCAAUAGCGAAAAAUGCCGAAGCAAUUGGCGGCGAUGCUAUAAAGAUGAGGAAGCGAGAGAGCCAUGUCACACCGCGUCAGAGCGAGACGGAAGGGUCUUUCCCAUGCCCGGAGCAGCUGCUGAGAGUGGAGAGUGGAGUGGCGAAACAGCACAAUCCAACAAAGUGACGAAGCCGACGACGUCGGAGGUGCUAAGGGCAUAAGCGCGCCGAGAGAGCAGUAGAUGCAAGCCAGACACGAGAAAGGUGCUGCUGCUGCCCGAAGGAUAUCGUCGGUCUAGUAGCGCAGAGCGUCAGCAUAACAGUUUUCGUGCGCGAUCGUGAUUGAUGUUCGUUCGACUCGGCGGCCCCCAUUGAUUACGGCUGCACUGCAGUGUGGAAAGUGUGACUUUAGUGGGCAGAAACGACGAGCCCCGGCGGGCUUUGCUUUGGUGUGGGGGUAUCCUGUGUGUGCUUCAGCUGCAUUUAUGAGAAGAGAACGACCCCAUUUGGGGCAACAGGAUUCGGGAUUUUCCGCUGGGAUCCGGAGUGUGGAUUCAGUUCGAGAGUUCUAGCGAGGUGGAACGUUGCACGCGCGGUUGGUGAUCGAUGUCUCGCGAGGACUAGUGUGUGGACGUUGUCGACGGAGUCCUUGGUGGGAGGUGAUGAUCGGUUGCAUGAUCGACGGAAAAUGAUCGACCCAGUGAUAGCCGCGUCUGACAGUGUUAGAAAAUAGGGUUCAGGAAACGGAAGUGUUGUGUUUAGAAAUAUUUCGAUUCGAAGUGACAAGGAGUAACGGGUAAAUUUCGUCAUCGGAAGCUAUUAGAAACGCUGAUUGAAAGUGGAAGGACGAUGGAACUGGUGUCGAUAGUGCUGGUGUGCCUGCUGGCGGUCAGCGCGAACGGUGAGGUGGAAAGCAAAAGCAAACCCGGACGAGGGCGGGGGUCCAUGUGGUGGGGAAUAGCUAAGGCGGGAGAACCGAACAACAUUUCUCCGCUGGCGAACGGGAUGAUCUACAUGGACCCGGCGAUCCACGCCACCCUGAGGCGGAAGCAGCGUCGGUUGGCACGGGAGAACCCGGGAGUGCUGGCGGCCAUUGCCAAGGGUGCCAACAUGGCCAUCAACGAGUGCCAGCAUCAGUUCCGGAAUCGACGGUGGAACUGUUCGACGAGGAAUUUCCUCCGCGGGAAGAAUCUGUUCGGGAAGAUCGUUGAACGAGGUAAGUGGAUGCUAAUCAGGUGGGGAAACAGGGGCCAAAGCACGUACGAAAUACGGAUAUUGGCAGCUGAAUUUGUUAGCAGAUCGACAGUAAUUGGAUGAUAAUACGCACGAGUACUUUAGAUGAAUUGGAAUACAAACAUCAUCGAUUGGACUGAUUUGGAAGUGUGAAGCCAAUUUUGCGAUGAUCUAUUCCAAGAAGAAAGUUGCACGUGAUGGGACACAUGGAGAAAAAAACACUUUUUCAGUCAUACAAGUUCAAAUCAAUUGUAAUCUUCACCAACAAACCAUUUCAGCACACCAUUAUUAACUUGUCAGCGCACAAACCACGCUCUGAUCAACCAGGAACCCUACAAAUGUUUUCACAUCCAAUUAACACCAAUCAGGUUGAUUUAAAUUCAACGCACGCUCUCCACAGUCAGUCAGUCAGUCGUCACAGCCGCUUUGGUUAGUCGCGACUACCGCGCACAAACAACAACGAUGGAAAGUAGCUUUCCCACACUAAUCGGCAAACCUCCGCGCCAACUGCCGCCAUUCAGCACAGCCCAGUAGUUGCACCUGAAGUCAACCACCACCCACACUCGCGCUACUGCUGCCGUAUUUGCACACACUGCUGUGCUGGCUGCCGAAGCCCACCUACCCACGAACCAUUCAUUUCGCAGCGUUGCGCUGCGCUGUUUGUUUGCUUUUCCGCCCCUCCUGGCUUUUGAGAGACGCAUUGAUGAGGACGAAGACUACCGACGACGACGACGACAACGACGAAGACUGAAAGGCCAUUUAUAAAUCGCUAUUUGAAAGCUCCACCAAACAUCCACCUAUAGCUUCAAGUUGCACUCGUUUUUUCCCAAUGAUCGUUGGGGGAGCUGAUCGCGACUCCGUGUUUACCCAUAGAUCUAUCUACCAGCAACGCAGCGGUGAAACAAUAAGCGCCAUUCAUACCCUGGUUUAACGUGCGCCGAUGACUCGUAGCUGCUACUCUUUCGUAAUUAUGUUCAAAGUAUACCUAUUGCGCGGCAUUUUGCUACUGCUACUGCUUCCCACUCCAGCAGUGAACAGUCACAGUGGAGGUUGGUGCAGGUCGUACCAGCAGUUUAUCUAGCGUCUCCAAAUGAGGACGAAUCGUGAUUGUGUGUCACUUUGGGUAAACCCAAAACGUGUGAAUGCUUUGUGGAGUGGAAUGUCUGCUGGGCUUUGACUCAGAAAAAAGGCAUAAUAUGUCCUGCCCUUCACAUCUGUUUUGGGACAAUUUUGGUACAUACAAAGUUUAUCAAUUUUAUUUACAAGCAGUUGUAUUACAUUUAACAGAAGAUAUCUAUGGAUAGUUUGGUUUUCCAAUUUUCCAGGCUUGGAAAUUCUUCUGUAAGUUCUUCUAGAACAUUGUUGUUUGAACAAAUAUUGGUAAAGCUCCGAAGUGUUUUAGUCUUCUGGAUCGUUUUUUUUUAUUCCGCGAGCUGUUUUAUUUUGUAUAAUUUCUUCAUCCUGUAAAAUUCGAGUUACUUUCAGGAAUUCCUCCUUUAAAAAAUACAUAUUAUGUCAAGGCAUUCUCACUAGACCUCGACAGGAUUUUAUCAGAAAUUUGAUUGAAGUGCUAUUGAUUUUUUUUUUAAGUUUUAUAAGUAGCUACUUUAGAAAAUGAUUCAAUAAAUUCCACGGAUAAGUAUUUCUUCAAAUCUUUGUUAACCCUUUAUAAGGCCGAUAAAACUAGAAGAGUUGACAACGCAUACUAUCAUGGAAAUGAUUAUAUACAUGAUUACAUGUACAAAACAAUUUUUAUUUGAAAGAAACUCUCAAAAAUCCAGGUGGCAAUAUAGUUGCCACUGCCCGUUAACCGCAAAAACGAGCUUUUGAGGUGGCAAUAUUCUUGCCAUUGCCCGUUUAGGGUACUUUUCUUCUUUUUACUUCGACAAAAAGCCGGAAAAUUUUUUUAGAGUGGAUUAGGGCUUAACCCAUAAUAUAAACUGUGUUGUUCAGCUCAUGUCAACGCAUAAUUUGAUUAUUUCUUAAAAUGUUUACCAAAUCUAAAAUUUUUCAAUAAGUUUGAGCUUAUUUUCUUCACGCGUUCAAAUUUAGCCAUUUUUGAGAAUACAAAUGGCUCCCAAAUUGUUGUUAAAGCUUUGUUUAGCACAAAAAAAAUACCAGGCGUUGUUGGUAAUCCCAAUUUUGCGUAAACCAAAAAAAAAAGUUCGAAAUAAAUUGUUACAACACAGAUAAAAAUACAAACAGCAGGUGGCAAUAUAGUUGCCACUGCCUUAUAAAGGGUUAACGCAGUUCUCCCAGAUUUUUAAGGUACUAGAAGAUCUAGUGACUUCUCAGAAUUGUUUCAGAGGAUGAUCAUUCGAUUUUGUUUUUAGUUUUUAUAUGUUUUUACAUAAAUUCUUCUAUAAGUUUCUCCAAAGUAACAACCACCUGAAAAAAAUACACGCAAAAUCUGAAAUUAUCAGGAAAUUUUAAUUCAUUUGAAAGAACUUUGGGACACUCAGGAAUUUGUUUUAGACAAUCGGCAGUUUUUAUUGGUGUAAUAUUUUACGGAAAAGAUAUGGUUGGGGUCUCCAGUUAGCAUAGUGGUUAAAGCUAUGGAUCACCAAUCCGGAGACGGUGGGUUCGAUUCCCGUUCCGGUCGGGAAAAUUUUCUCGACUCCCUGGGCAUAGUGUAUCAUUGUGCUUGCCUCACAA